AUGAAAAAUGACUCUUCGAAGCCGGCGUCAUACGCGAUAUCGUCCGGAAAAGAAAAAGCCAGGCGGAAAAUGCCGCUCAAGAUCGUUUUACGUCGACUGCCGGCAGCUAUGACAUGGGAGCAGUUGAAAACUCAACUGAGUCCAAUUCCGGAAUUCGAAUUUUCUGAAUUUGUCGCUGCAAAAUCAAGCGAAGGAAUAUCAUUUUCGAGAGUCUAUUUCGUUUUCAAGAAGGAUGAUGAUGCUAUCGCAUUCAAGGAACGUUUUCAUGGAUAUGUUUUUGUUGAUGAUAAGGGAGGCGAGUCUAUUGGUAUUGUCGAACUUGCGCCGAACCCAAAGGUGCCACACGAUAAAUUAGAAGAUGCCAAGGAACGUGAUUUCAAGUGUGGUACUAUAGAAGCAGAUCAUGAGUACAAAAAAUUCUUGAGCGAAAGAGAAAAUCUGCAAAAACCAGAUCCGAUACCAAUGGAGCAACUGAUCAAAGAAAUCGAUGAAAAGGAAAAAAUGCUUGAAAAGAAUGCUGUGCAGGAAACACCACUAACGCAGUACAUAAUCAGGAAAAGUAUCAGACGCAUUGAGGAAAAGCGACGCGCUCGUGAAGAGGAGAAGCGUGAGCGGAUGGAACGUCGUAAUGAAAACGAAUUGAAAGAUAAACAGGAAUGGCAAGACAUAAAGAAAGUGAUUGAAUUUCGUAACUCUAGGUUGGAACGAAGCAACGAAAGUUCAUUGAAAGAAAAAGAAAGAACAAAAAUUCGAACAUACCGUACCGGCGAUUAUAGCUAUAAUGGUGCGAUAGAAAAAAGUAAUAAAUGGUGUGAUAUUAGUGAUCGUGACAAAUGUAUUCAGUCGUCGAACAAAGGACGUGAUGCGUCAGCUGGCAGUGAUCCUUUUUCGAAGAAAACGAAGCAGAAUGAUGAAAAUCAAUGCUUCAAAGCCGAAAAAGUUGAAGAACUAGAAAGAGAGAAGAGGAUAAAAAAAGACGAGGGGAGGACUAUUUUCAAGAAGACUGUAUCAUCGAAUGAUACUGUUGAGGCAACAUCACCGGACAAACUGGAUAGUGGAGUUUCGAGAGCAACAAGUCGAAUAAUAGUGCACAAAACUACAGUUGCCGAGAAUGAUGAAAGAAACUCAGACAAGCGGAAAAAGGAAGAAAAAACUGAAAAUAGUUUUACUAAGCCUCGUCGUAAUAAGGACCGUCCAGAACGUGCAAUAUAUCAACCUUCUGCCGCUCGGCGUCGAGCUGCAGCUUUAGCUGCGAAUAGUUUAAAUGCUAUGGAAAGAGUGGCAUCAGCUUCUAAGGAUAAACCUUAA
This is a messenger RNA of Brugia pahangi, 1308 nucleotides long. The record is from the annotation of a GenBank genome assembly. Lineage: Eukaryota; Metazoa; Nematoda; Chromadorea; Rhabditida; Onchocercidae.